This is a messenger RNA of Schistosoma curassoni, 7757 nucleotides long. The record is from the annotation of a GenBank genome assembly. Lineage: Eukaryota; Metazoa; Platyhelminthes; Trematoda; Strigeidida; Schistosomatidae.
GACCUUCAUGUAGCUGACCUAGACAAAUAGGCGCUUAUUACUGAAUACUUUAGUUGAUAGGAUUUUAUGUGACGUAAUCUAUGAUGAGGUGGAUUCCAUAUGAAGAGAAUAUAAAAUGGGCUGUGGUUGUUAAUCCGUUCAGGAGUGAUACUUGCGAUAAACUUGACAUUUCAGUUGGCGAUGAUGUAUUUAUUUUGCGACAAUGUGAAGAUUGGUUUUAUGGAUUUAAAAUGAAUGUCUGUUCGAAGUUUGGCGUGUUUCCUAAGGCAUGUGUCGCAUUUAAACGGGAUGAUCUAUCUGAUGGGGUCAGUGCUGAGUUACGGAUGAUGGUAGAAAAAUUAAUAUCCAUGUUUGUGUCAGGAAAAUAUGGCAGGAUGAGUAAACACUGUAUGGCUCUUCGUGAUGUUGUUAGUUUGAAGUACGCCCUUUCGGGAAGAAUAACAAAGUUUGACAUUAUUGCUAGCCUAAGAAAGCUUCACACUCAUAUGUCGAUGGUACAGAGUAAACUAUUUUUGCCAUUCAUCAUUCGGGAUGAGAAUUUUAAAUACAUCAAUCCGUACUCCAUAUCUCCCAUAGACUUACACUGGAAGCACAAAAAGCUUAUAAAAGAGCUUGAAGAUUCAGAACUGUCUGCUCAAUGUCCUGCAUAUCAUCCUUUCAAUCUGCGCGUUCGUUUUAAAAAUUUACCUAAAGCAUUUCUAACAAUGUACUUAGUAAGUCAAGUCUUACAAAGCUCUCAGAAUGUAGUCAGUUCACCAGCUAAUUUAAUUCCAAACUUGGAUAUGAAUUUUGCUGUCAAUGCAAGUUCCGACUGCGCGAAUUUUACCUCAUACAAUUGUAUUCAAGAUUUAUAUGAAAGUCAUGUUAGUACAAAAAAUCCUUCCGCCACUGAAUUACAACCUACAUCAUUGCUUAUGCGUUUAACCGAGGAUGUUAUACUGGAUGGUAAUGCUAAAGAUAAUUAUGAAGUUGUUUUUACUAAUCUCGACCCAUUCAAAUACAAAGAAAAACGUAUACUACUACUCGUCACAUUGACUCGUAUUGGACCGAUGCAUUUAAAGCGUACGAAAUCAGGUGGAAAGUCUAUAGCAUUAGGUGUUAAUGAAAAUAAGUCACAACAACCGAAUUCAAUGUUAAAACGUCCAGUCGGCGUUGCUUGCCUGGAUAUAACAUCUUCAAUUUUACCGUAUUUUAGUCGUUCCUCCCAGUUAUUUGAUUGGGGAUCUGGCAAAACAAUAAAAGAUGACAAUUCUAUAUUGGAUCAUAAACGUAUUGUGAAUUUCAAAUUAACUGGUGAACAGUUUUUAUCAGAAGCGUUAUUACGUGCAAUCAACGAUACACAAGUUUUAUCUUGGAGUAACAAUCAAAAUUCAGGUUAUCCUGAUAUGGAUUUAACAACAAUUUUAAGCAUUCCAAGUAUUUCAUUGGAUUCGUCAGAAGUUCCAAAAUUAGAAAUUAAUGAAAUCACAGUAUUAAAUCCUUUAGAAGGUCAUCCAUUCAAUCGUGAUGCAUUAUAUGUACGUCGUUAUGCAUCACCUUACUUUAAUGAUCCUACAGUUAUUAAUAAUAAUGGUGUAACUCAACCACGACGUGAACUUUAUGUUACUUUAAUUUCUGGAAAUUUCUCUAAAGGUAAUAAAACUAGAGAGCAUAAUAUUGAAGUGGAAGUCAACGUCGUAGAUAGUAAUGGGAAUUGGUUAAAUCUGAAUAACUCACCUGAACGUUUAUCACCUGUACACAAAUCAGUCGUAUACUAUCACAAAAAUCAGCCAUAUUGGAGUGAAUUAUUUAUAAUCAAUUUACCAUACUCACCAAUUGAAUCCUCUUGUGUAACAACAACAAUUGAUGAUGUGAAUAAUAAUCUUGAUCGUGAUAAUAAUAAUAACACUGAACGUUCUAGCCAUGAGUCACAGCAUCAACAACAGUUAUUCAGUGCAAAUCCAACUUAUCCUGGGAUGUUAGCUGGUGUACACUUGAGACUUUUAUGUCGUCAUCGAUCUACUGGACCGGGUGAUUCUGAAGGUAAAAUUCUAGGAGUUGCAUAUUUACGACUCCAGCCGAAUACAUCUGUGCCAGUUCUUUUGCCUGAUGGAGACUAUCACCUGUAUAUACAUAAGAUGGAUAUGAAUCAAGUGAAUUCAUGUCGUUAUUUAUGUCAACCAUCUUAUUGUGAAGAUGAUGGACCGAUUGCUUAUGGUUUAAGUAGUGGUUCGGGUUCUGGUUCCAGUUCUAUUGGACUUAAUACAAUAAAUUCAAAUUCAAGUGGAUUGAAUAAUAUUCUAUCGUUUCCUAACUUUUCAACAUCAUCAUCGUCACGUAAUCGCAUGGAUACAUUACACAUACAAACACUUGUUUGUAGUAGUUAUCAUACUACUGAUGAAAAUUUAACUAAAGUUAUACUAUGGCGCAAUUAUCAAGACGAUAUUAUAAUGUGUUUACAUCAAGGUAUUUAUUUGUCCCGAAAAGAUAAUGAAUUAAGAAAAUUCACUCGUUCAUUAAUUGACAAUAUGUUGCAACUUCUUAUGACUACCAUGGAUGAAACACAUCAACAUAUUAUCAAUUUAAACUUAGGUUACAGUCUUCUGAUGGGACUGGCUCGUUGUUAUAAGGAUUUAUCGAUUGAUUCAGUUCGACAAAAAAUAAUAUACAGUUAUUUAAAUGGGCCUGGAUUUAUAUAUUAUAAAAUACAUAUACCUUAUUUACAAUUAUUAAAUGCUAUGGUAUGUGAAAUUGUCUAUCCAGCAUUGUAUCAAAAUCAUCAUCCUUCACCUAAUUCUACUCUUCCUCAUUCAUCGUCAUCAGCAUACGCAUCUAGUGGUGUUGGUAGUACUUCUAAUCGAUACAAAGUGGAACAUCAGUUUAAUAGUAGUGUUAAUAAUCGAAAUAUUGGCAUGACACCUACAACUGGACACUUUUUUGAUUCAAAAGCUGUACAACUUAUCUUUUCAACAAUACAUUGGGCCUUUUUAAUUAUUGUUCGUUCAAGGCAUUUAGAUGUUAUGCAGUUGAAUGAUAAGGAUAAAAAAGAAGCUGAAUCAUUAUUUACACGCCAGGUCGAAUCUUUCCUGUCUGGAGUAAUUGAUGUGACUUGUCGUACUGAUGAUGUUCUACUACGCCUUAUUAUAUUUAAACAUGUGCCAGAAAUUAUUAAAAAUUUAACAAAAGUUUAUCCAAAAUUAAAAUUAUCUCAAUUCAUCGUACAAUUAUUAACACGUACAUUAGAAAGUUGUGAGUUACCAAGCCAAAAAAUUCUAACUGAAACCAUUCAUUCAACCUUAUUUACUGAUCCACAAUGUCGUCGUCUAUUAGUACCAAUAAUUCAAACCAGUUUAACGCAUGUUUUUACAUCGAAAUUGGAUAAGGUUCUCAGUUGUAAAAUUAACGAAAAUACAGCUAUAAUGGAUGUUUGGUGUGAUGUAUUGCUGUCAUUUAUGGACAGUUUUACAAAAGCCACUGCAUCAACUACAACAACAUCGAGUUCCUCAUCAUCAACCACUCAGUGCAUUGGUGAUAAUUCUGUUGAUAAUAAUCGUGAAGCUAAUCAGACCGAUGAUAAUAUUGAUAAUACUGAAGAUGAAUCUAAAGCCAUUGCCUCUGUAACAACACCAACAAGGAAAUUAUCGUUUACAUUUGACAAUUCUAAUCAGAAUUGUUCAUAUUAUGACAAUCAAUCGGAUGAAGUGUUUCAUUUGUUAAUAAAAUGUAAUUUUCUUCGUUGGACUAUGCAACAGUUGUCACGUAUUCUACUAUUUAUACAUCAACGUAAUUCUACUUUAUGUUGUGGUGAUGAUAGUAGGUCAGAUUCUCUUUCAACUACCGGUAGUAGUAGUAACGGUGGCAACGGAUUCGGUGGUGUUUCUGGUGUUGUCAGUGGCAAUAACAAAACAUUAUCAUCAUCUAGUAAGGUUUCACCUAAAAAACGCCUUAUACAUCCUUCCUAUCACCGGUUACAACCAAUUAUGGGAUGUCUAUCCACUGUACUAUUCUCUUCAUUACAAAUGCUUACAAAAUGUAGUUGGAUAAAAUUUUUUCAAUCUGUUUAUUAUACCAGUGAAGAAUGUUGCCAAUGUAAUUACUGUCAUAAUUUACAAUUAGUAAAUAUCUAUGAUUUUCUACAUGAAUUAUUCACUCUAUUCUCAUUGAUGCACUUAUAUCCUGGUUAUCCAGCGCCAAUGUUUCAGUCAAGAUCUGAUAAAUUAUGGACAGUUGGUCGUUAUUCAUGGGAUGAUGAUUAUCAUGAUGAAAGACAAUCAGAGCACUCUGACAAAAAGAAAAUAUCACAUAGGAAUUCAUCACUGACUCAUAAUCAUAAUGAUAAUAAUAGUAAUAAUAAUGUAGAACUAUUCUCUCAAUCAUGGAUUGAAAUGUUAACAUUGAUAUCAAAUGCUGAGCUAGAUGUUAUUGAAGUACUGAUUGAACUUGUUAUGGAACCAUAUUUUAUUAAUCCUAACUUAGAUAAUAAAUUUCUAUUGAUUUCUGCCCAAUCAUCGUCAUCAUUAAUAACAGCAAAUACACCAGCAGUGUGUCACACAGAACCUUGUUUAACUAGCGAUUUAAUUGAAUUAAUUGCACAAUGUUUGACUGGAUUCGCAGUGGAACAAGCUCAUUUAUGUGUAGAAGUUGUGCCGCCCGUGACUAGAAUUCGUAUUGAUCAAAGUUUAACUAAUCAGUCAAUUGAUAUGAGACAAAGAGCUUGUGAUUUACUAUUAUCGUUAUGGCAUUCUAUCGAUGAUCGAUCAAAAGUGAAUUAUAUUCACAUAUUUCUACCGAAUGUCAUCAAUAUGGCUACACUGCCACUUCCACGAAUACGCGAAAAUUGUGUUGAUUGUAUAUUGAAUGCAUUGACUAUUCAUGCACCUACUGUGGAAAAUGUUUUUGUUAGUGAAAUCGAUCGUGUUGUCCAGUGGGCUGGUACAGAUUUUGCUGCAGAUAUUCGUAAUCUUUUACAAGACGAAUUUUCUAAAAAACGCAAACCAUUACCACCACCGUCUCGUCGUUCACAUGGAACGGAAGAUUUUGAUCAUAAACAACAACGAGUGAUUAGUGAUUUUAGUAAACAAAUUGAUUGCCUACUUCAUUAUGGUAAAUUUAUUAAUCGUCCAUCACAAAUGAAUGAAAUGUUGGCGUUUUGCAAUCUAAGAGUAAGUGAUCACUUUUUUUUCUGUUUUGACUUUUGUUUUCGUUAACACUAGCUAUGCCAUCUAAUUAUUAUUCCUUUUUUACGAAUUACUACUGACGAGUAGUAACGUGUUCGUUUGUAUAAAAUCAAAAUUCUUAAUAACACCAUAUUUGUCAUUCCGAUUUUUCCUAGUUUUUUAAUAGUUUAUUGCCAUGUUAAUUUGGUUAAUCAAUAGGGAAUUAAAGACCUAGAUUUCAUACUAACGGGCAAAACGUAUCUGAAUUGUUGCUGGGUUACUAACGUUCAUUAAGAUGUGUUUACUCCAUGUAUUUUUGCAAGAUUUUUUCAAUAUCCUUGUUACUUCUUUCUGGUUCAAGUUUAUUACUGUUCAUUAAUGUUGUUCGUUGCUUUCUGAACUGGGAUUUAUGACCCUUCACACUUUUUUUGUUUAAGUUAUCAGUUUAAUCUAUGUUCAAGUGAAUUAAAUGAUUUUCUAUCAAUAUCCUCUUGUGUAUACAUAUAAAUUAUUCUGUUCUAUUUGUAGAAAUUCUACGAAUCCAUCAAUCGUAAAGAUAUGAUUUUACGUUAUUUAUAUCGACUGGAUCGAUUGCAUGCAGCAUAUUCUAACCAAACAGAAAGAGGUUAUACUUUGGAACUGAUUAGUGAAAAUUAUUCGUGGGAUGAAACCAGUGUUGAUGUGGAUGACGUAUCACCCCAUUAUGUACAAUAUGGAAAAAGUUCAUCACGAGAAUUACGUGAACGUUUAUUGCUUGAUAGUUUUGAAUAUUUAAAACAAGGUACCGAUUGGGAACAUGCAAUAGAUAUAUCGAAUAAAUUAAUACAUUUAUAUCGUGAUAUUAUGCCAAAUUAUGAACGUCUAAGUGAAAUAUUGAAAGAACAAGCUAACUUGUAUAGAACUAUUGUUACAAAUGAACAUUCACGUUUACCAUUUCGUUAUUAUUUAAUUGAAUUUUAUGAACCAACAACAUCAGCUUUAAUGAUGAUAACAAAUCGUAAAUUAAUCUACCGUACAACAUCAGAUUUAGGUGAUGUAUUAAAUAUGCUAACGGAACAAUUUCCUGAUGCAAAAAUAUUAAACCAACCAUUGACAACUACAAAUCAAUCAACAUUGAAUACAUUUUGUAUAUUUGCUAGUGGGAAUUUAGAACCAGAACCUGAAAUACCGGAACAUUUGAAUUCACGUAUUGUUGACACUAAAAUUAAGAAGUAAAUAUUUUAACCUAGUAGAAGUUUUGCUUAUUUAAUUUGCGCACAGACUCUGACACUUAGUAUUGGUUUUGAAUAGUUGGAAGUAGUCGAUAAUGAACUCCGGAUCUAGGUUUUGUUCUGAUUGACACUCGCCGGCGAGAUAUACUUGUAAUCUCGAGGUAACUGAUGCUUCCUGGUAGAUUUGAAUCUAGUAUCACACUUUCAUGAUCUAAGAUGUUACCAAUAAGGUAUUUAGGACACAAUUGGUCCCCGGCGAGACUGAAAUAUAUGAAGUUGAUUGAUCACAGUGUUGUGCCGAAUGUAUUGUUUGUCAAACCCUUCGGUAUUGAUCGAAUCACACAGAAAGCAUGAAUUCUCUCAGGAUUGUAGAUAUGUAUUACUGACGAAUGCCAUCUAGCACGAAACAUUAAUCCAAGGUUCCAUCCUUCAUCCCAGAGUUGAUGUUCACUUCGGGGCUCAAACCUGGAGCUAUUAACUUCAAACACCACCGCGUUAUCCAUUUAGCUACUGAAUUCAAAUAGCCACUAGCUUCUGCAAUGGAUUGAAUUUUAAUUCACAUAUAUUGGUUGUUUGAAUUUUCCCAUUAAUAUAUAUGACUGGAAUUGAUCAAUAUCUUUUCAUCAUAUGUUCAUCUUAUGCGGAUUGCCUCGACACUCCCAUCAAAUCACAAGCAUUUUUAAUCAGAUAUGGAAGGUGGCAAGCUGACAGAUCCAAAAUAGGACAAAGCGUCUAUCCUGGGUUCUACUACUGGCCAUCAUUCAUAUUUUCUCAAAAGUGUUUGUAAAUUAAUAGGAAUAUUGCGGCAAUUCGCACAGGAUCCAUAUAUCCCCAAAACAGACUAGUCAAUUGGAGUCCGUAACACUAACUCAAUGACUCGAAUAACUAAUACAUGAUUGUAACUUCUUUCAACUAUUCUAUGAUGUAACUCAUAUUCACUAAGUGGUUAGACCAUAAACUUUAAGUUAUUUAUUUUUUGAAUUAUGUAUUAUUUACCAAUCGACUUACUGAUAUAAGCAGUAUGAAUUUUCAGUCGAUGACCUCAUGGCAAUAAUUUGAAUGUUUCGAUGGAAAUGUAUACCAAUGGAUUCAAGAAAAAAAACGUAAAGGUUUCGUAUAUUUAAAGAAUUUUACAUAAAAAUUUCGAAACGGAGGUUUAUAUUAAUAUCAACUGAUAGUAGAAUAGUUCAUGUGAAGGAGGUAUUUUUAGACUUAGUUAAUUUAAAUAGCUAUCUGAACUCAGUAGCUAAUUGGGUUGUAUUAGCGUUUAAAGUUCAAUGUAUUGGAUUGAAAUCCCUAAGUGCAUAUCAACUUUGGGAUGCAUGUAAAUGCAACUGAUGAGUCCCAGUUAGAAAACAAAACGUGCAAAAUGGACUCCUGCUGACCAUAUUCUAUCUGUUCUGUAUUUUUG